AUCGUCAAUUUUUUUGGUAGCCCUAAUUCAUCCAUGUGAAUAAAGCUCCAACGUACCAAGUGUUCAUCUCACAUUUUAUUUUAUUAGAGCUAAAAAGAAGAUGGCAAUAAGAACAGCAUGGCUUCUCUUCUUCGUAGUGCUUAUCAUAAGCACUGUGACUGAAAUUCAAUCGUCGGCGAGUUUAGAUACCGGAGGACUAAGGCGGGCGAGUUUUCCCAAGGGUUUCACUUUCGGAACAGCGACUUCUGCUUACCAAGUGGAAGGUGCAGCCGGUGAAGAAUUUGGGCGAGGGCCCAGCAUUUGGGACACCUUCAUCAACGUUCCUGGACGAGAACCCGAUAAUGCAACCGGACAGGUGUCAGUGGACCAGUACCACCGAUAUAAAGAAGAUAUUGACCUCAUGGUGAAACUCAACUUUGACGAUUACAGGUUUUCAAUUUCAUGGCCCAGGAUAUUCCCUAAUGGAACUGGCAAGGUAAACAGGAAAGGAGUUGCGUACUAUAAUAACUUGAUCAAUUACCUGAUCAAAAGAGGCAUCACACCAUAUGCUAAUCUCAAUCACUAUGAUCUUCCCCAAGCACUCCAAGACAGAUACAAUGGCUGGCUGCACCGUCAAGUCAUAGAAGACUUUGCAGAUUAUGCAGAGUUCUGUUUUAAGACAUUUGGAGAUAGGGUGAAGAACUGGUUUUCGUUCAAUGAGCCCAGAGUGGUGGCUGCCCUCGGGUAUGACAAUGGGUUCUUUGCACCAGGGAGAUGCUCUCAGCCUUUUGGAAACUGUACACAAGGAAACUCAGCAACUGAGCCUUACAUUGUCACCCACAAUCUCCUUUUGUGUCAUGCGGCUGCUGCUCAAAGAUAUCAUACUAAAUAUCAAGCUAAGCAGAAGGGAAGAUUUGGGAUUCUCCUAGACUUUGUGUGGUAUGAACCUCUGACAAACUCAACAGCAGACAAUGAUGCAGCUCAAAGGGCUAGGGACUUUCAUUUGGGCUGGUUUUUACAUCCUAUUGUGUAUGGCGAGUACCCGAAAACUAUGCAAACUAUUUUAGGAAAAAGGCUGCCUACAUUCACAUCGGACGAGGUUAAAAUGGUGAAGGGAUCAAUUGAUUAUGUUGGUAUAAACCAAUACACGACGUACUAUAUGUCUGACCCCCAUAAUAACAAAUCACCUGUCCCUGGAUACCAAAAUGACUGGAAUGUCAAGUUUUCCUUUGAAAAAAAUGGAGUGCCAGUUGGUCCAACGGCACAUUCAAAUUGGCUCUAUAUUGUGCCCUGGGGAAUGUACAAAGCUGUGACCUAUGUGAAGGAGCAUUAUGGAAAUCCUACGAUGAUUUUAUCAGAAAACGGGAUGGAUUAUGCAGCCAAUAUUAGCUUUGCAGAAUCUUACCAUGACACAAAAAGGAUAGACUAUUACCGGAGCUACCUGAUUGAACUGAAGAAGGCAAUAGAUAAAGGAGCAAAUGUGAUAGGCUACCAUGCAUGGUCAUUGGUUGACAACUUCGAAUGGAGGCUGGGUUACACUUCAAGAUUUGGGAUUGUGUAUGUUGAUUUCAAGACCCUCAAGAGGUCUCCCAAGGAGUCAGCCUACUGGUUCCAACAUUUGCUUCAUCGGGACCAGAACUAAGUAUGCAGAUGAUGAUGCCCACCCUGGCUCAUAGUCAGUUACAUUGUCUACAUUUCUUACUUAGAAACACUUCAUCAGCAGCCUUGUGGGCCCAGGCGCCCAGCCUGCUGUUUAAAUGAUAAUAGUUCUUUUGCUCUUAUUGUAAUUGCUCACUGCAAUUAAAAAGAAUAAAGAAACCACUGAUUGCUUAACAAUGCAGUAACAAAAAAAAUUAUUAAUGAGAAAUAGUGAAAUAUAUCACUAAAAUAAAAUAUUGGACAAAAAUGUG
Messenger RNA from Cuscuta europaea, 1889 nucleotides. The record is from the annotation of a GenBank genome assembly. NCBI's taxonomy places the organism in Eukaryota, Viridiplantae, Streptophyta, Magnoliopsida, Solanales, Convolvulaceae.